Messenger RNA from Paramacrobiotus metropolitanus, 3112 nucleotides. Its product is annotated as DNA topoisomerase 3-beta-1-like. Gene Ontology annotation, molecular function: DNA topoisomerase type I (single strand cut, ATP-independent) activity; DNA binding. Lineage: Eukaryota; Metazoa; Tardigrada; Eutardigrada; Parachela; Macrobiotidae. Gene Ontology annotation, cellular component: nucleus. The record is from RefSeq and is a predicted model, not a curated record. Gene Ontology annotation, biological process: DNA topological change. The transcript has 4 exons. The coding region runs from base 272 to 2830 and encodes 852 amino acids.
AGGACCAAAUAUUUAUAGAUCUUAUCUUUUUCUUGCCAUCUUUUUAUUUGUGUUUUGUGUUGUUGACAUCGUUCGUUUUUCUGCACAGUAAAUAGUUCUGUUCCGUAGUUGGUGGAUUCAUUGCGGAUUGCCGCUUCGGAAAUCAUAAAUUUCAGUUCCGUGCGGCACGGCACGGUCUUUGGCUUUUCAUAAUAUUAAUAUUUGAUCAGUUCCACUCAGUUCCAGGGUUUCGUUUCCCACAUUAUAGACAACUAGUUACUAGUCAAGUAGAAUGCGGACCGCAUUGAUGGUUGCAGAAAAGCCGUCCUUGGCCCAGACAAUCGCGGAGAUCCUCUCCAAUGGGAAGCUGAACUCGCGCAAAGCAUUCAACCGCGCCUGCUCCGUGCACGAAUUCACGGGACAGUGGCCGAACAGCGGCGAACCGAUAUUCUUCAAGAUGACGAGCACAUGCGGGCAUGUCAUGGGAGUGGAUUUCCCUGGCCGUUUCAACAACUGGAAUGCCACCGAUCCGGCUGAACUCUUUGAUUGUCCAGUUCAGCAGAUUGAAGCCAAUCCCAGUCUGGCGAUCCCGCGAUUGUUGCAUCAAGAAGCCAAGGGCGCUGAUUUAUUGGUCUUGUGGUUGGAUUGUGAUAAAGAAGGGGAAAACAUUUGCUUUGAAGUGAUCCAAUCGGUCACGGCCGCCAUGAAUAAGCCGACCUCGCGUGAACCAAAUAUUUAUCGAGCGAAAUUCAGCGCUCUGACUAGCAAGGACAUCAAGCACGCUAUGAACAAUUUGGUGUUUCCCAAUAAGAACGAAUCACUAUCCGUUGACGCUCGAAUGGAAUUGGAUCUGCGUAUUGGAUGUGCAUUUACACGCUUUCAGACGAGGCAUUUUAAUGGGAAAUUUGGCGAUCUGAACAGCGCCACGAUAUCGUUCGGACCGUGUCAGACGCCGACGCUGGCGUUUUGCGUGCGACGUCACGACGAAAUCCAGCAAUUCAAGCCCGAGCCAUACUGGUUUCCGGAGCCAGUAUUGGUGACACCUUCGGGGGAGAAGUUCUCGCCGUCCUGGGCAAGGAGCGCGAUGUUCAACCGUCCCGUCGCGGAGAUGAUUUUAAAGAAUCUAAAAGAUCUGAAAACGGCGGAAGUCGUCUCGGUGGCGACCCAGGAGUGUCGGAAACAGCGGCCAAAUGCACUGAAUACCGUUAGUUUACUUCGGGUGGCUAGUGCGGGACUGGGGAUGGCCCCGCAUCAUGCUAUGCAGAUCGCUGAACGGCUGUAUACGCAAGGCUAUAUUAGCUAUCCCCGAACAGAAACUUCCUCCUAUCCAGAAAAUUUCGACCUUAAACAGGUUGCGCAAGAGUUAUCGAAAUGUUCUGCAUUUGCUUCGACAGUGGCUGGUAUUUUUAAAAUCGGCAUUCAAAAGCCGAAAAAAGGCACUGAUGUCGGUGAUCACCCUCCGAUUACACCUGCGAAAGCGGCUACAGAAGCCACACUGGGAGAAGGCUGGAGGUUGUAUGAAUAUAUCUGCUGUCACUUUUUAGCCACCAUUAUGCCGGAUUGUGUCUACACCGAAACGACGGCCACAAUUAUGCUCGGACAGGAAGAAUUCCGAAUUGUUGCUACAAAAUUGAUUGAUCCCGGUUUUACGUCAGUAUUGCCGUGGCAGGCCGUUGGUUCUUCGGCUAUGCUGGAUAUAAAAGAGAAGAUGGUUUUGAAAGUAGAGGAAGUGAAGUUGAUCGAAAGAAAAACCAGUCCGCCGGAUUAUCUGUCUGAAAGCGAAUUAAUUAAAUUGAUGGAAGAACAUGGCAUCGGAACUGACGCCAGUAUACCCGUCCACAUUAACAAUAUAUGCCAAAGAAAUUAUGUUGGCGUCAGCACGACGGGUCGGAAAUUAAUUCCGACUACGCUGGGUAUUAUGCUUGUUCACGGAUAUGAGAAAAUUGAUCCAGAUUUGGUGCUGUCCACAAUGCGUUCCGCCGUGGAGAAGCAGUUAAAUUUAAUCGCGCAGGGUCAGGCGGAUUUCGCUGCCGUCCGAGAUCAUACCCUGAAGAUUUUCAAGGGGAAAUUUCGCUAUUUUAUAGAAAAAAUUAUGUUGAUGGAGGGUUUAUUUCACUCCUCCUUCACAACAUUAAAUGAGUCUGGGAAACCGUUUGGAAGAUGUGGGAAAUGCCAACGUUUUAUGAAACUGAUCACUACAAAACCUCCGCGUUUGUAUUGUAAUUUUUGUAACGAAGCCUUAUCUCUACCGAGCCAGGGAAACAUUGGGCUGCAUCAGGAACUGAAAUGCCCGUUAGACGGUUAUGACCUUAUUUUUUGGACAACGGCAACAAGAGGAACACCCCUCUGUCCAUACUGCUACAAUAAUCCGCCCUUUCCGGAUAUGCCGAAGAAUGCCCCGUGCAACAAGUGCACCCAUCCCAGUUGUCCGCAUUCGAUGACGACCAACGCUGUGCGGACAUGCUACGGAUGUGAUACCGGUAACCUGGUCUUGGAAACCUCGUCAGGACAGAAGCGCCGAUUGUCCUGUAAUCAGUGCACUCUCAAGGUCUACUUGGGAGAUUUGAAGAAAAUCAGAGUGAAACUGGAUCCGUGUCCCAGAUGUCAAAGCCGGACGCUGGUGAUGGAGGACAAGGACGGUGCGGAACGAUCUGGCUGCAUAUUUUGCGAUAAGGAUAUGGCGACUGUGUGUAGAGUGGAUUAUCGAGGGCCGGGAGAAAGAUGGGGAGGAAGAGAUCGUCGGCCGCGUGGAGGUGGCCCGCCAAGAGGAGCCGGUGGGGAGCGCGGUGGAGGACGACGACCACGUCGAGGCCGUGGCUCUAGUCGUGGCAGGGGAAGGGGAGAUUAUUGAUAAGUGUUCCAGCGAUGUACUUUUUAAUAUUGUUGUCUUCCUCGUAACUGUAACCUAAACUUUGGUGCUUGUUGCUAACAACAUGUGCUAUCUGUACAUGAUGAUCGUUUUGUACAACAUUUAAUUACAUAAUUAAUUGAAAUUGCUGGUAAUAAUAGUUAUUACCGUCGUUUUUUUUAUUUUGUUCGAAUUUUCGAUUAUAUCUCUGCCUGCGUACGAAAAUUACACGGGUGACAUGAAAUUAAGUAACUUCAUUGAUAAUCCAUUAAAAUAUUUUGCUUA